Dicrocoelium dendriticum is the source of this 1305-nucleotide messenger RNA. NCBI's taxonomy places the organism in Eukaryota, Metazoa, Platyhelminthes, Trematoda, Plagiorchiida, Dicrocoeliidae. The record is from the annotation of a GenBank genome assembly.
CACAAACUUCUCCCCGACCCGUAGUUCCUACCUCAAUGCGUCGACUAGUUUUCAAUGCUUUACACAACCUGUCUCAUCCCGGCAUACGUGCUUCGCAGAAGCUCGUAACGGAACGCUUCAUAUGGCCCAACGUCAAUCGCGAUGUCCGCCUUUGGGCACGCGCAUGCUUAGAGUGUCAGCGCGCCAAGGUCUACAGACACACCAAAAGCCCACUUGGCGUCUUUCCCGCUCCUGACGCUCGUUUUGCACACGUCCAUGUCGACCUGGUCGGACCUUUGCCUCCAUGCAAAGGCUACGUGUACCUACUCACCUGUGUCGACCGAUUCACUCGUUGGCCAGAGGCGAUUCCGUUAGUCAACUGCUCAUCUGAGACAGUUGCGCAAGCUUUCUUAGAACGCUGGGUAGCUCAGUUCGGUUGCCCAAGCGUAGUCAUCACCGACAGAGGAUCACACUUCGACGGAUCCUUCAGCAAAUUGCUCAACGUUCUUGGUUGCCAACAUAAUCGAACCACCGCAUACCAUCCUGCAGCUAAUGGGAUGGUAGAAAGGUUCCACCGGCAACUCAAAGCCUCACUCUGUGCCCAAUCUAGCACAUCCUGGCACGAAGCACUUCCGCUCGUUCUCUUAGGCAUAAGAAACACGAUUAAAGCGGAUUUGCACGCCACUCCAUCGUCGCUAGUCUUUGGAUGCACACAACGCUUACCUGGUGAACUCGUCUCACCAAAAGCGCCAACAACUUUCGACUAUGGCGACUACGCAGCUCGCCUAUCUCAUCACAUGCGACAGCUUCAGCCUGUGCAACCCAGAGCACAGAGCUUGCGUACCAACGUGGACGAACGCUUAACUACUUGCACGCACGUGUUCGUUCGCACUGACAGCGUACGCCGACCACUUCAACCUCCUUAUUCUGGUCCGUACCGUGUCGUACGCAGAAGCGACAAGACGUUUACCAUUGACUACAAUGGUAAGACUGAGACGAUCAACGUCGAUCGACUCAAGCCAGCAUUCCUCGACAAGUCUGACUCGCCGGUGCAACAAGCACCUUCACAGCCCGUGCCAUCACAGCCGGCACCGCAAACGCAGACGAGUCAGCCCGCUCCAGCAGAACCGACAAACACAACCGACAGCACUCCUACCCGCCCUACUCUCAAUCGACGCGGUAGGAAACUCAAGCCUCCAGUUCGUUUUUCAGACUUUGUCAGCACUUACUAUUUUACGUAGAACGUGCCUUAGAAAUUUUCUGCUCUUACUAAACGUUUUUGAAAAUCCACAAAAAAGAUCAAAACGUUUUGAAAUUGCCAAAAAA